AAUACAACGUACACACCAUCACCAAAGAACUGGCGGGCUCUGCCUGUUUACACUGUGUUGUUGGACAAGUUUGCAGAUGGGGACCCUGCAAACAACGAUUUUUUCCAGACCAGGUUCGAAAAUGAUUGGCGGGAAACACAACUUCGAUAUGGAGGCGACUUGAAAGGCCUCGUAGCCCACCUGGACUAUCUCAAAGGGAUGGGUAUCGGAGUCAUUUUCAUUGCUGGUACCCCAUUCCUGAAUAUGCCUUGGCAAGCCGACAGUUAUUCCCCGCUGGAUUUUUCGUUGAUGGACCCACAUUGGGGCACUAUUAGUGAUUGGGUAGCUGCCAUUGACGCGAUCCAUGCUCGUGGCAUGUAUAUCAUGCUUGAUUUUACCGUUGGUACUAUGGCCGAUCUGCUAGGUUGGGCACCUUAUGUCAACAAAUCCGCACCAUUCGACCUUGGAGAAUAUGAUGUUUACUGGAAACAUCCUCUUUAUGCACCCUGGGGCAUAAACGAGUAUCAAGACUUCAAAUACUCUAAUCAACGCAAUGACUCUUGCGUGUAUCCUAACUUCUGGCUCGACAAUGGUCAACCUUACGCUCUGGACGUUAAAGGGUGCUACGCUUCAGAAUUUGAUCAAUAUGGUGAUAUGGAAGCUUUUGGUGUGCACCCUGAUUGGCAACGUCAAUUGUCGAAGUUCGCUGGCGUACAAGAUCGUCUUAGGGAGUGGAACCCGGAUGUUAUGGCCAAAAUUCAAGUUUAUGCCUGUCUCACAAUAGAAGCGUUGGACAUAGAUGCAAUCCGUAUAGACAAGUCCAUCCAAGUCAGCGUAAACGCUAUCGCUGCAUGGGCUACUCAUACACGUAGCUGUGCCAAAAAACUCAAAAAGAACAACUUCUUAAUCACUGGUGAAGUCACUGGUGGUGACACCUUUGGUUCACUUUACGUCGGACGAGGUCGUAUGCCGAAUCAAAGACCUCCUUUCGAUGUCGCUCUGGCGAUGAACGGCUCCGAUUCUCAAAAGCAGUACUUCAUGCGCCAGGCAGGCCUGAAUGGUAUCGAUGCGAUCACCUUCCACUAUUCGGUAUACCGUUAUCUUACUCGGUUCCUCGGAAUGGAUGGUAAUCUUGAGGCCGCGUACGAUCUACCACCUAAUUUCGUCACGUCAUGGUACCAGUUGUUCGUCGACAAUGAUUUCCUGAAUCCGAAUACGAAUGAAGUCGAUCCGAAGCACAUGUUUGGGAUGAGUAACUUCGAUGUGUAUCGCUGGCCUGGGUUGGCAAAUGGCACUAUCAGACAAUCGUUGGGAACGUUCAUCACCACAAUGCUCAUGCCAGGCGUUGCUCUUGUUUACUAUGGUGAAGAGCAAGGCUUCUAUCUCUUCGAUAACACCGCCAGUAACUAUCUCUUUGGUCGUCAGGCGAUGAGUUCAAGUCAAGCAUGGGUACGACAUGGCUGCUAUAGGCUUGGGUCGGAGCAAUACUUCCACAUGGCAAUGGAUAGAGCAGCGAUUGGAUGUCAAGAUGAAUGGAACUCGUAUGAUCAUUUUGAUCCUACCGCCCCAGGUCGCGUGCAAAUGUCGCAUUUCUAUUAUUUGCGGUCUGCUUAUCCCUCGCUCCUUGAUGGCUUCGGUUUGGAGCAGCUGAACAGUUGGACGUAUGACAUCUACCGGCCUGGCUCGAACGGAACUCCGACUGAGGUUGGGUUAUGGAGUGUUGUGCGCUUGCCGGCCUCUGGUCAAAACCUUACGAACAAGGAUGGCAGUGUAGCUGACCCUCUUUGGUUGAUCUACACCAAUGAGAACGCGACCGUCGAUUAUACCUUCGACUGCACGGUAAAAAAUGGAAGCCAAAGGAUGCGUGCUCCAUUCCCGGCGGGUACCGCGGUCCGCAAUCUUUUGCCUCCCUUCGAAACAUACAACCUUUCAGUUUCCCCAGAGUCAUACUACAAUAACUCCAAGGCCCCAUGGCGUGGCUGUAUACCCAAGAUCUCUCUGCCCCUCUACGGUUUCAAGCUCCUGGUCAAUGAGUCUGUCUGGGUCGCACCUCGUCCGGCUUUGACGAGGUUUACUCCUGGUCAUGAUGCGCGCAUUCUGUCCGACUCGACCAGUAUUGACAUCACGCUUGAGUUUAAUACGGUUAUGAGUUGUUCAGGCGUUACCUCUGCCCUCAGUGUGAACGUUUCUUCGAAUGGGCAAUUCUCACAGCCAACGAUCAAGCAGGGUAAUUGUGGUGCCGUUAAUAAUCCCAUUCCAUCCACCGUUCCUUCGGGCCAAAUAUCAGCCUGGUCGUGGUCUGGUACGCUUCAAAACGUGCCAGAUGGUAUUGUUCAGAUCACUCUUACGAACGCCCCAAACUCUGCGGGCGAUGCUAACACAAACGCUGUCGACCACCUGCUGUUGAGGAAAGGGUCGGCUAACAACGUAAUGGUUUUCCCACUGACUGGCGAUUAUGAUUCCGCCUCGUUUGGGUCGUCCGGCGGGAAGUAUACGUUCAACCAUAAGGCGUUGGGUGCAGAGAGGUUCCGAAUAUCGACUGAUUUCGGUCAGACAUGGAACAAUUGGACAGAUUGGGAAUCGACCACCACCAUCGAAUCCUCCUUGUUCCCCAAGAACCCAGGCUGGCCAGGCCAACAUCUCAUGAUACAAUACUGGUCAAGUAUUGUCACUUCGUCCACGUAUAUUGUGCACGCCGAUCGUGGCUUUGGUCAGCAACGUCGUGUUCCUCAAUACUUGGCACGAGGCGCUUUUAAUAAGUGGGGCUUUGACAAGGGGACGUUGUCUACAUUCAAGCUUAACGAUAGAAACUACUGGGAGCUCGAGGUCAUGGCUCGUUGGCCCACUAACAUCCAACUCAAUGUAUAUGCGUACGACGAUUACUUUUAUGGCGAUACUGAUGGGGAUGGAGUUCUGGAUCGUCUUCCCCCCAACUCCGCUGCUCCAAAUUAUCUUAACAUGACAACCCCUCCGCAUCCACAUCUCGCUUGGGCAGUCGUCAUCGAUGACCGCACUGGAAGAUGGUGGCUUGAACCUCGUGGUCGCUCCGUCGUUGCCGCGAUCAUGUAUGGUCUCCUCCUUUCCAUACCGCUCAUAACUGCCACACUGGCCGUCUUCAUCUUCCGUUGGUCGUUCUACGGAAUCAAGAUCAAUCAGUAUGGUAUAAAACCCAAGGAUUCUCAUCACACUUAUUUCCCUCUCUUGGGAUCCAAGGAGAAGGAUGGGUCGACGCAAGAUGACAGUAUAUUCCAUUUUGGUCACAGCAAGCAAAAGGACCUCAUUGGGUGGCCUGAGGUCCCGAACAAACGUCGGAAGGUCCUUAUUGCAACCAUGGAGUAUGAGAUCAUCGAUUGGAAGCUCAAAGUCAAGAUCGGCGGUCUGGGAGUCAUGUCAUCUUUGAUGGGUAAAGCCAUGACGGAUGUCGACUUAAUCUGGGUUAUACCAAAAGUCAAGGACCUCGAGUAUCCUCAAGGCGAACCAGCAGAACCCAUUGAAGUGAUCAUCUUUGGCCAACCCUACCUGAUUGAGGUCGAGACCCACGUCCUAGACAACAUUACUUAUGUAAUUUUGGACAGCCCUGUAUUCCGGGCCCAAACGAAAUCGGAUCCCUACCCCCCUCGCAUGGAUGACCUUAGCUCUGCGAUAUACUAUUCGACGUGGAAUCAAGCCAUCGCUGCCACCGUCAUACGCUUCCCCCUAGUUGACAUAUAUCACAUCAAUGAUUACCACGGGGCUCUCGUACCACUUUACUUACUCCCUAAGGUUUUACCUGUUUGUUUGUCGUUGCACAAUGCAGAGUUCCAGGGAUUAUGGCCACUACGAACCAAGGAAGAAAUGAGGGAAGUUUGUUCGGCUUUCAAUAUAAGCAAGGAAACCUGUACCAAAUACGUCCAAUUUGGAAACACUUUCAACCUUCUUCAUGCCGCUGCGUCUUUCAUCGCGGAUCACCAGAAGAGUAUUGGCGUGGCUGGUGUCUCCGAUAAGUAUGGCAAGCGUAGUUGGGCUCGAUAUCCCGCGUUAUGGACUCUGAAGCACGUCGACUCUCUUCCUAAUCCUGAUCCGAGUGACAUCGAAGCUCUUGACGAGAAUGCUCCAUCUGUGAAAGAAAUCAAGGUCGACGAGGUUGCUGAGGCCGCGCGGCCGGAGCUCAAGCGCCAGGCUCAGGAAUGGGCAGGCAUUGCUCAAGACCCAAAUUCUAACUUGUUCGUGUUUGUUGGUCGGUGGUCAAAGCAAAAAGGUGUGGAUCUUAUCGCAGAUGUGCUUCCCGGGCUGUUGGCAAAACGCAACGACAUUCAAGUUAUCUGCGUUGGUCCCGUCAUUGAUCUUUACGGCAGAUUUGCGGCGGAAAAACUCGCCCGUCUUAUGAAGAUGCAUCCGGAGAAGGUCUUUUCAAAGCCAGAGUUCACCGCCCUCCCUCCUUUCCUCUUUAGCGGAGCAGAUUUUGCUUUGAUUCCAUCACGAGAUGAGCCUUUCGGACUUGUAGCCGUGGAGUUUGGUCGUAAAGGUGCAUUGGGUGUCGGUAGUCGUCUAGGCGGCCUCGGUUUAAUGCCUGGCUGGUGGUUCCCAGUGGAGUCUACCUCAACUGCCCACAUGCUUUCCCAGCUAUCGAAGACGAUCAAACUGGCGCUGAAAUCAACGACCGAGGAGCGCGCCUUACUUCGUGCUCGGUCUGCUGUUCAACGUUUCCCAGUAGUUGAAUGGCGUCAGAAGAUGGAGGACUUCCAUCGGCGAAGUAUUCACGUCAGCCGUUCUCAUGCAGGCGAAAAUGCAUUCAGGGAGUCCGAUUGUGAUACUUUGGGACCUCUGCCUAUCGGUGUGGAUCAUGAUGAUUGGGAGCCUGAGGCCCAGCCAGAACCCGUGCAGCCUGAGUGGGAUGCUGGAGGUUCGCGCGUUGCCGUCAACUCACAGCAAUUCCUGAGUCCAAACGUGCCAUAUGGCCAACUUCGAAGACCUUUAAGCACAGUCAGCCUUGCGUCUACGACACCAAAUGAACGAGGUGGCGGCGCGGACUACUUCUCGCACCCUGUUGAAUCUGGCUCCGAUCAUGGGUCGCAACCCACGGACGAAGGAUUCGGUAACUUUUUGUCAAGAGCAAAUCGUCAGAUAGCAAAGGACCAAACACACGUUCCGGACCCCUUCCUUGACGAGCACGCCGUGAUCAAUCGACCUUUCCUUCAUCACCGGCUUUCUUCGGCGGAGUCAAUCACAUCUAUAAUGGACGAAAAGGGUGCUUCAUCUCCAUUGAACAAGGCUAUUGCCUCUUUCACUGACGCUGAUGGAGAAGUGGCGCAAAGCUUCGUGGAGAAAUUACAAGACCUAAACGCUGAAAAUUCAAAGGGAGAAUUAUCGAUUGAGAAAUUCUUGACGAAGAGCGAAGCACAAUUCUUCGAGAAAGUGAAAAAGGAUAAGCUUUCGAGCGCUAUGAGUGUCCGAUCAAAUCGUGAUUCAAUGUGGGGUCCCUCAUCGGACUCACGUCCUGAUACUCCAAGCAUGUAUGGCAACUCUUCUUUCCAUCUCGAUGAGUAUUCCGGCCCUCUUCCACAUGGAGAUGAGCCCCCGAUGACCAGGCUGCAGAUUCUGCUGCAGCGCGAGAUUGGUAGCUGGCCCCUGUACACCAUUAUUAUCGCCUUGGGCCAGAUGUUAAGUGCCACUAGUUUCCAGAUCACACUCCUUUCCGGUCAGAAUUGGCAGGAACAGUGGCAAGCGUAUGUCCUUGGUGGCAUCUUCUUGGUCGCUUCGGCGAUCUGGUAUGCGCUGUUCAGACUGAAGCCAUCAGUCUGGAUCCUCACUGCUCCAUGGUUCUUCUUCGCUUUGGCGUUCUUCCUUAUCGGUCUACCCUCCAUAUCAUCGGCCUUCGAGGGCGUCCACAAGUUGCUCUCUGGGGUGGCGACUUGGUCGUACGCCGUUGCAUCUGCUGCUGCGUUCACAUUUUUCGGUCUUAAUUUUGGCGAAGAGGCUGGGGCUGCGACGGAAGUUUGGGCACUACGGGCAUGUAUCGUACAGGGAUCACAACAGCUCUGGGUGGCGGCGCUAUGGUAUUGGGGUAACUCACUGAAUGCCGCUCCUGCCGACUACCGUCCUCCGUGGUGGAUCGUAUGCAUUCUCUGGCCGCUUUCGGCCAUGUGCUUGCUCUUUGGCUUCUGCAUGGCGUACGGAUUGCCAGAAUACUACCGUCAAGUACCACCCAAGGUACCUCAUUUCCUCAAGACCUUGUUCAGGAGAAAACUUGUUCUUUGGUUCUUGGCUUCCGAAAUUCUUCGGGACUACUGGCUGAGUGGACCCUACGGACGAAAUUGGGCCUUCCUAUGGAGUGCCCCUUUCAGCAAGCUCUUUAUCCUGGCUCUCGUUCUUAUAUUCUUCAUCCUCGUUUGGGGUGUUGUGAUGGGUAUUCUGACGUACUACGCCCAGUCUCACACAUGGCUUUUGGCUGUAUUCGCCGUCGGUCUUGGUGCACCAAGAUGGUGUCAGAUAUUGUGGAGUACCUCUUCGCUUGCCUUGUACAUACCUUGGGCUGGAGCCGCUGGUCCAUACCUUGGGACUUCACUAUGGCUUUGGCUCGGAGUAUUGGAUGCAGUUCAAGGUGUCGGGUUGGGCAUGAUCCUGCUGCAGACCUUGUCACGGCUACACGUCUGCGCAACACUGGCAUUUUCGCAAGUAAUUGGAUCUAUUGCCGUUAUGGUUGCUCAUGCUACCGCUCCCAAUCGCAUUGGGCCAUCGAGUGUGUUCCCGGAUGCUUCAACAUGGGACUUCCAAAGCGGAUUGAAAGGGAGUCCUCUUGCUAGUGCCCCAUUCUGGUUGGCGCUCAUUUGCCAACUAGUUAUCGUCGUUGGUUAUUUCUGGUUCUAUCGCAAAGAGCAGUUGGCUCGGCCUUAGAGGUAUCACUUUUGUUUUAUUCCUUCAUUUUGCAUCAUCUGUUCCCACCUGCCGCCUUCAUACCUACAAUCAUAACGGACUUAAUCACUCACGGGCUUAAUCCUACCCUACUCACUGGAACUCACGAGUGCUGUCAAUGUACCCUCAAUAAUACAUUU
This is a messenger RNA of Cantharellus anzutake, 7010 nucleotides long. Its product is annotated as modular protein with glycoside hydrolase family 13 and glycosyltransferase family 5 domains. NCBI's taxonomy places the organism in Eukaryota, Fungi, Basidiomycota, Agaricomycetes, Cantharellales, Hydnaceae. The record is from RefSeq and is a predicted model, not a curated record. Gene Ontology annotation, cellular component: fungal-type cell wall. The transcript is spliced from 36 exons. Gene Ontology annotation, biological process: fungal-type cell wall (1->3)-alpha-glucan biosynthetic process. Gene Ontology annotation, molecular function: alpha-1,3-glucan synthase activity. The coding region runs from base 199 to 6852 and encodes 2217 amino acids.